GGACCGUCAUGCGUAGAACGUCAUGUUGUAUACUCUAUUUUUUCUUUAUAUUCUCUCCCUCGCAUGGGCUAAAGAUGCGAUUCCCCAAUACAUCCCCCAACUGGACACAGUAACCCAAGUCUUCGUCACUAACAUCACCAUCGUUGACCCUGCCGAGUCACGCCAACAAGAAGAAUAUUCCCGUCUCCAGCAUCGCCUUCAACGAUCUACUGGGGCAUGGGAUACAUCACACCCCCGCCAUAGACUACUCACAGCUCUACACGCCUUCCAUCGCUAUAAAGAGCGCAAUCUAGUCGAGACGAAACGAUGGCGCGAUUGGUACAAGAAAAUCCCGAAGCGACAGCGCGCGAGGGUCGAAUCCACGGUUAAAUAUACGCGCAAACUAAAUACAGUGGAUCAUCUCUUUGAAUCAAAUGAGCGUUUGGCGUAUGAUAUUGUCAAGCAUGGGAUGGGCUUUUACAAUAUCCCCCAACGGGAAUUAGAUGAGUUCAUCAAACAGAACGAGAAACCGGGCAUCAACACCGACCGGACGAGCGUUUCACAGGCAAUGAAGCAUUUCGUUCGCGACUGGGCCGAUGAAGGACAUGACGAGCGACAGAAGGCGUUCCCAUGCGUUCUUGGGACUCUUGCAAAUAUGUCGAGAACAGUGGAGCAGCAACUGCGAGUAUUACUGCCUGGUGGUGGAUUGGGACGGUUGGCGCAUGAGGUUGAUGGUCUAGGAGGAUUUGAGGUGACCAUGAACGAGUGGUCCAUGUAUAUGAAUCUCGCAUACAGGUAUCUCGCCGGGCGUUCAGAUACGAACAGUAACUCCUUCCACCCGUACAUCGAUUGGUGGUCGCAUCACGCGACGACCGCUGACCUCCAACGCUCGGUCUCAUUUCCGAAUCGGUUGGCAAGUCGCUCUGUUGUCUUGGUAGAAGGCGAUUUCACAACGGUAUUUGCAGAGGACACUGGAAAGUACGAUGUGAUAGUCACGUUAUUCUUCAUUGAUACCGCGCGGAACCUGGUUUCCUAUCUGGAGAACAUCCAUCGCUUACUCCGACCCGGAGGUCAGUGGGUCAAUCUAGGCCCGUUGUUAUAUGGAAGUGCGCCGUUUUUGCAGUUGUCGUUAGAUGAAAUUCUGGCUCUUAGUGAGGAUAUUGGGUUUGUGUUCCAGGAGACGGAUGCGUCUUGUGGGGAUAUUACGAUCCCUGGGAUGGCAGCUCGUGGCAAGGAAGUGGCUUAUGCGCAGAACAAGAAGGGGCUGAGCAAGAAUGCAUAUCAGGCACAAUUCUGGGUGGCUAAGAAGAGUUAAUCGCAUACUUCCUAGCGGGAGGACAGAGCGGGUGUAUCAUAGGCAUAUACACUGAACACGCAAGUCAUUUGCUGAAGGUGCAGUCUAGAGACCAAGUCAAGCCCUAUCUCAUGCAGAGUCACUGUCCAAAGGGAAUUACCUGGCCCGAACAGACCAACAGGGCAAAGGGAAUGGUGUUAGAUUAUGAGUGGUUACUUACAGAAUCGCCUUUGUGAGCAGGCCUCAAGAACUAUGGGAAUCUCCUUAGAAGCUGUUUCGCGCUCUCUGG
Messenger RNA from Aspergillus alliaceus, 1562 nucleotides. Its product is annotated as N2227-like protein-domain-containing protein. Lineage: Eukaryota; Fungi; Ascomycota; Eurotiomycetes; Eurotiales; Aspergillaceae. Gene Ontology annotation, molecular function: S-adenosylmethionine-dependent methyltransferase activity. The record is from RefSeq and is a predicted model, not a curated record. The transcript is spliced from 5 exons. The coding region runs from base 23 to 1294 and encodes 423 amino acids.